Molecule: messenger RNA, 848 nt
Organism: Colletotrichum destructivum
Lineage: Eukaryota; Fungi; Ascomycota; Sordariomycetes; Glomerellales; Glomerellaceae
Exons: 1
Coding region: 116-577 (153 amino acids)
Source: RefSeq, a predicted model, not a curated record
CAACAAUAUCCACAACCCACAACCAAGAAAAGAGUCUUAUACGAAAAAGACCUAUACAUCGCGCUCUUACAAACCCUCUCACCAUAUUCUCACACACAUACAACACAUCGUAGCCAUGUACGGCUCAUACGGUUCAUACAGCUCCAUGGGCGCCGUCUCCAUGACUGCCCCCAUCGAUAUCGCCCCCAGCAACAUGCUCGCCCACGACCGGUCGUGCGCCUUCCCUUCCUGGCCGCGCCGCGAUACCCUCGCCGACUUUGACGGCGAGCCCCGGGCCACCUCGUACCUUUCCGACGAGGACCUCUUCCCCCAGGACUUUGAGGACGACUCCCACAGCGUCGCCAGCUCCGGCAGCUUCUCCUCGCCCAACUCCCGCUCGCCCCAGAUCACCGAGGCCGAGCUUCUCGACAUGGAGCGCGAGCGCAUGGCCAUGCAGCGCGAGGCCCUCCGUUGCGUCAUGCUCGAGAAGGAACGCCGCCGCCAGGCCGCCCUUCAGCAGAAGAAGUCGCAGCGUCGUGGCAGCUCCAAGAAGAGCCCCAAGAACAAGCAGGCCGCCAUGACUCCCAUCGCCGAGUGAGAGACGCCUUUCACAGCAGCAGCUCUCUACUACAUCGGCGGUGGCGCCAAGCCAUGUCUACCAGCACUCGUUCGGACGAGGGAGGGCACCAUUCCGGAGAGCAUCAUCCUAGCUCUUUCACACCUCGUCUCGACAAACCUUAAUCAGUAAUUACGGCACAUAACUUACAUCUUUGUUGCCGGCGAAGGCCACCAACAUCGCCUGCGACCCCUUCCAGGCCUUUGGUCUUCCAAAUACGACGCUCCUUGGCCACUCAUUGUGGCCUCGGUCU